This is a messenger RNA of Corythoichthys intestinalis (scribbled pipefish), 1230 nucleotides long. RefSeq names its product thymidylate synthetase (gene tyms). The coding region runs from base 130 to 1077 and encodes 315 amino acids. The transcript is spliced from 6 exons. Gene Ontology annotation, cellular component: cytosol; mitochondrion. Lineage: Eukaryota; Metazoa; Chordata; Actinopteri; Syngnathiformes; Syngnathidae. Gene Ontology annotation, molecular function: thymidylate synthase activity. The record is from RefSeq and is a predicted model, not a curated record. Gene Ontology annotation, biological process: dTMP biosynthetic process.
GUUUCACCACAGCAAGGAAGUGCUUCUCAUCAUGCUAUUGGCUGGUUUGCUACCACGUGGGAGGUUUUGCAACGGCAAAGUCAACAACAAUUGACGUUUUUGCUUAACUUUAUUACAUUUGUGCACAAAAUGCCCGCCGCGGUGCACCAACUGCCUGGGGAGGACAGCUUUAAAAGGUCGGAGGAGGAGAAGAAGGACAUCUCGCCGGGUUUCUUUUGCGACGAGCGCGGCUAUUUGAAUCAGGUGGCUUUCAUUCUGGAGCAUGGACGCAAGAAGGGAGACCGGACCGGGACCGGCGUCAUCUCGGUGUUCGGCUCCCAGGCUCGAUACAGCCUCCGCGAUCAAUUUCCUUUGCUGACAACCAAGAAAGUAUUCUGGAAGGGAAUCCUUGAAGAGUUGCUUUGGUUUAUCAAAGGUUCGACGAAUUCCAAGGAGCUUUCUGAGAAGGGCGUGAAGAUUUGGGACGCCAACGGCUCACGCAGCUUCCUGGACAAGUGCGGCUUCACUGAACGCGAAGAGGGCGACUUGGGUCCCGUCUAUGGUUUCCAGUGGCGCCACUUCGGUGCAGAAUACACUGACAUGCACGCCGAUUACACCGGGCAAGGCGUGGACCAGUUGCAGAAAGUUAUUGACACCAUUAAGAGUAAUCCAGAGGACAGGCGCAUCAUCAUGUGUGCGUGGAACCCUAAAGACCUUCCUCUAAUGGCGCUACCGCCAUGCCACGCCCUCUGCCAGUUCUACGUGUGCGACGGUGAGCUGUCGUGCCAGCUCUACCAACGCUCUGGCGACAUGGGCUUGGGCGUGCCAUUCAACAUCGCCAGCUACGCGCUCCUCACGUACAUGAUCGCCCACAUCACAGGACUCAAGCCCGGAGACUUUGUGCACACACUAGGGGACGCGCACGUCUACGUCAACCAUAUUGAUCCGUUAAAAGUGCAGCUGCAGAGGGAGAUCCGACCCUUCCCAAAAUUGAAGAUCCUGCGUAAAGUGGAGCGCAUCGACGAUUUCCGCACAGACGACUUUGAAAUCGUGGACUAUAACCCGCACCCGGCCAUCAAGAUGGAGAUGGCCGUGUGAAAAAUCAAGAAAUGUUACAAAAGUGUAGUGUACGUACACUGCUGUUACUUCCGUUAAGAAUGCAAAUAAGCUUGUGUUCCCUUUUUGUUUCUGUUUAAAAGUAUUGUGUAUUUGAAAUAUUUUAUAUCAAUAAAUGGUACGCAGCGGAAUUCA